Hemibagrus wyckioides is the source of this 2285-nucleotide messenger RNA. It is a transcript of the gene enpp4, whose product is annotated as ectonucleotide pyrophosphatase/phosphodiesterase 4. The transcript has 3 exons. The record is from RefSeq and is a predicted model, not a curated record. Lineage: Eukaryota; Metazoa; Chordata; Actinopteri; Siluriformes; Bagridae. The coding region runs from base 1 to 1386 and encodes 461 amino acids.
AUGCAUCUCCAGGCUCUUGUGUGUGUUCUAGCAGCAUGUUAUGAAUCGGUCAUCACUCUGAAAGCAACCAGCAACGAACAGAAAGGUGACGCAAAAGAUGUGACUCCACUACUGCUUAUAUCGUUCGAUGGUUUCCGGGCAGACUAUCUGGAACAAUACCCGUUGCCUAAUCUACAGAAAUUCUUCUCCAAUGGUGUUCUUAUUCAUCAGCUUACUAACGUCUUCACUACUAAAACCUUUCCUAAUCAUUACAGUCUUGCCACCGGACUGUAUGCGGAAAGUCAUGGAAUUCUGGCAAGUCGCAUGUAUGACUCUGAGACAAGAAAACAUUUUACUAUUGCUAAUUCUAGCGAUCCAUUCUGGUGGAACGAAGCCACACCGAUUUGGGUUUCUGUGCAGAACCAGAAUUAUAAAUCUGCAGCUGCAAUGUGGCCGGGAACAGAUGUGGUGAUUCAAAACCAUACAUCAACAUAUUAUUUAAAAUAUAACCCAAAGGUUAGAUUUAAUGAAAGACUGGCCAACCUGACAAAAUGGCUCAAUGAAGACAGUUUGGUCAAGUUUGCUGUUCUGUACUGGGAAGAACCAGAUAAUACUGGACACAUCUAUGGACCUGAAAACACCACAAUGAUGGCCAAGGCACUGAAGGAAGUAGAUGACCAUGUGGGGUUUCUUAUGGAUCAUCUUAACCAAACAGGACUAUUGGGGAAAAUUAAUGUGAUUAUUACUAGUGAUCAUGGGAUGGUGCAGUGCUCCCAGGACCGACUGAUUAGGCUUGAUGACUGUGUCGAUCGGAAUAGCUAUGUUUUAGUGGACACCACUCCAGUGGCUGCCAUCAUACCAGUCAACGAUUCCUCAGACCUGUACAAAAAUCUUAGCCACUGCCAUGCACACAUGAAGACUUACAGGAAAGCUGCAAUACCCGACCAGCUGCAUUACAGAAACAACAAGCGCAUUCAGCCCAUCAUCCUUAUAGCUGAUGAAGGCUGGACAAUCGUCCAGCAUGGAGACCUUCCACGAUUGGGUGAUCAUGGCUAUGAUAGCUCUCUGACCAGCAUGCACCCCUUCCUGGCAGCCCAGGGCCCUGACUUUCGGAAAGGCUACCGGAUGAAAAGCAUCAACAGUGUGGAUCUGUACCCGCUCAUGUGCAACCUACUGGGGAUCCCCGAGAUGCCUAAUAACGGCAGCUUCAGCAACGUGCGCUGUGUGCUGCUCAGAGAGAAGUGCUCAGACCUGGCAGCCGUCAUAGGCAUCGUCAUCGGUGCCUUCAUAGUUCUCACCACCAUCACCCUCCUCUUCAGACUAUUAAAGAACAGGGAGCAUUCCUCGUCACGGCCGUUUGCACGAUUGGAGCUGGAGGAGGAUGACGACGAACCUUUGCUUGAAUGAGAGUGGAAAUUUUAGGGUUGGUUUAAGAAAAUGCAACAUACUUACCCAAAAAGAAAUGUACAAAAUAAUAAUACUAAAAAAGCACAAAUCUAAACACAAAAAAAGAGAAAUUAUCAUAGGAAGGCGCUUUGCUUCUGUAGCGACAGUUUGCUUAUUGUCACAUAUAGCUAUCCAAAGAAUACAGUUGCUAUUUAUUUACAUGACAGCUUAAAGAUGCAACAAGUUCCUAUAAAUUCCUGCUUACCCGUUUAUUUUUUUCUAGGCUAGGUAUAUACUGAAACAACAAAUUAUAUUCAGAUAUUAUAUUAAGAUGAGUCCUGUAUGUAGUGAGGGUAAUAUGUGUUGGGGGGGGGGAUUUUAUUUUUAUUUUUCAAUAUUUGCAGAUGAAUGUCAGGUCCUAUAUAAUGUAUAAAGGCGUAGCAUAAUACUGCCAUUAUUUUUAAAGCAAAUAUUUUGGGGCACAUACCACAAAACGUAAACUAUAAAACAAAAACUUAAAACAGUAAACUGUAAGUUAAACUAUAAGGCAUUGGUAUUAUCAGGUAUGCUAUGUAUGCCAAGUGCAAUCUUCAUUCACUUUAAUGACUUCUUGGAAAUGUACUGAUAAUCUAGAAUAUAUUUUUCUUUGCUUCAGAGGUUUGAGGGAUUUUUCUGAUCUCCAGCAUUGCGCCAACAACUGAAGCAAUUAAGUUACGGAGUUCUGCACACUGUAUAUUUAUUUCCUUGUGUUUUAUGCUUUAAGGGCAUAUGAAUGUUUAUUUCUUCUGCUUCCUAAGUGAAUAUUGAUCUAUAUAUUUAGAUAUUCUAUUUUUCUAUUCUGGUAGUGUACAAGUGUAGUAAAGGCUGUUCAGUGAUUUUGAAAAGUAUCCUAAGAAUAAUAUGCUUUUAGCGACAUGUUU